Molecule: messenger RNA, 831 nt
Organism: Miscanthus lutarioriparius
Lineage: Eukaryota; Viridiplantae; Streptophyta; Magnoliopsida; Poales; Poaceae
Source: the annotation of a GenBank genome assembly
AUGGACACCAGCGGCAUCAUCAUCAACUCCUCGGUCGAGCUGGAGCCUGGGGUUCUGGCCGCUAUCGCGGACGGCCGCUGCGUGCCCGGCCGCCCGGCUCCGACCGUCUACGCCAUCGGCCCGGUGAUCUGGUUCGCCGCCGCCACGCCUGAGCAGCAGCCGCACGCGUGCGUCCAGUGGUUCGACACGCAGCCGUCGGCCUCAGUCGUGUUCCUCUGCUUCGGAAGCAACGGGGUCCUCGACGUAGCGCAGGUCAGGGAAGUCGCCGCUGGCCUGGAGCGCGGCGGCCACCGCUUCCUUUGGGUGCUGCGGGGGGCGCCGGCCGCCGGCUCGCGCCACCCGACGGACGCCGACCUGGACACGGUUCUCCCCACAGGGUUCCUGACGCGGACUCGGGGGCGCGGGCUCGUGUGGCCUGCCUGGGCGCCGCAGAAGGAGAUCCUGGCCCACCCGGCCGUCGGCGGCUUCGUGACCCACUGCGGGUGGAACUCCAUCCUGGAGAGCCUGUGGUUCGGUGUGCCGAUGGUGCCGUGGCCGCUCUACUCGGAGCAGCACCUGAACGCGUUCGAGCUCGCCAGGGACAUGGGCGUCGCCGUCCACCUCAAGAAUAUGGACGUCACCAGGGCGGACUUGCUUGUGGAGGCAGCCGAGCUGGAGGCGGCGGUGUGGGGCCUGAUGGGCGGGACAGAAGGGGGCAGGAAGGUCAAGGAGAAGGCCGCGGACAUGAAGGACGCGUGCCGGAAUGCCGUGGUGGAGGGCGGGUCAUCGUACGUUGCGCUUCGGGAGCUCAUGCGCGGUCUCUGCCCCGGCGGUGGGGCACCGUCGCCGUGA